GAGGCAGCAGAAGAUCAUAUAUAUGAUCGCUGCCUCUUCCCUAACACGAGGAAACUCUCAUAAUCAUCAUAGAGAUGGUUGUUGAUCUGGAGUCGGUGUCAGAGGCAACCUCUGGAGCCGUGGGAUCUCUUCUGAGUACAACCAUCUUAUAUCCACUCGAUACAUGCAAAUCAAAGUUCCAAGCCGAGGUUCGAGCUCGAGGCCAGCAAAAAUACAGACAUCUCUCUGAUGUUCUGUGGGAAGCGGUUUCUAAACGACGGAUCCUCUCGCUGUACCAAGGCCUAGGGACGAAGAAUCUGCAGUCCUUUGUCUCCCAGUUCAUCUAUUUUUACAGCUAUAGCUAUUUCAAGAGGUCGUAUAGCGAAAGAACCGGUUCGAAAUCGAUCGGGACGAAGGCUAACUUGCUCAUUGCUGCUGCUGCUGGAGCUUGUACUUCUGUCUUAACCCAGCCUCUAGAUACAGCUUCGUCGAGGAUGCAAACGAGUGAGUUUGGAGAGUCAAAAGGGUUGUGGAAGACCUUAACAGGUGGUGAUGCAUGGGGAGAUGCGUUUGAUGGUCUUGGGAUCUCUCUUUUGUUGACGUCUAAUCCUGCAAUUCAGUAUACAGUGUUCGAUCAGCUGAAACAGCGCCUGCUUAAACAGAAAACCGCAAAAGCCGAGAGUGGUUCUUCUUCACCGGUCGUGCUAUCUGCCUUUAUGGCCUUCUUGUUAGGUGCGGUCUCCAAAAGUAUUGCCACUGUCAUCACAUAUCCUGCAAUCAGGUGCAAAGUGAUGAUUCAAGCUUCUGAUGAGACGAAGGAAAAGGAAACUGAGAAGCCCGUAAGUAGGACAAAGAAAACGAUACCAGGGGUUGUCUGUGACAUAUGGAGAAAAGAAGGAAUGUUAGGGUUCUUUAAAGGGUUGCAUGCUCAGAUCUUGAAGACAGUUCUGAGCUCAGCUUUGCUACUGAUGAUCAAAGAGAAAAUCAGUGCAACAACAUGGAUUCUCAUUCUAGCUAUCCGUAGAGCUCUGUUUCUUAAAAAUGGUAAGUUGAAAAGUCCUUAAGACUCCGCAAAAUCCGUUUGCUACCGCCACACACGUUCCAAGCAAAAGCAAGGACAGUCUUGCAAGUCUGGUCGGUCAAGUUGUUCACUCUCUAAUGUCUAUGUAUGAUUCACGCAGGAUAAAACUUGGUUCUGGUUAUAUGUACUGGAAAUUAUUCUAAUACAAGCAUUGUAAUAAUUCUCGUUUCAUGAAUCACGCUGGUUUU
Raphanus sativus (radish) is the source of this 1248-nucleotide messenger RNA. RefSeq names its product peroxisomal adenine nucleotide carrier 1. The record is from RefSeq and is a predicted model, not a curated record. Gene Ontology annotation, molecular function: ATP transmembrane transporter activity; ADP transmembrane transporter activity. The coding region runs from base 75 to 1043 and encodes 322 amino acids. Gene Ontology annotation, biological process: ATP transport; peroxisome organization; ADP transport. The transcript has 5 exons. Lineage: Eukaryota; Viridiplantae; Streptophyta; Magnoliopsida; Brassicales; Brassicaceae. Gene Ontology annotation, cellular component: peroxisomal membrane.